Molecule: messenger RNA, 972 nt
Organism: Sphenostylis stenocarpa
Lineage: Eukaryota; Viridiplantae; Streptophyta; Magnoliopsida; Fabales; Fabaceae
Source: the annotation of a GenBank genome assembly
AUGGCUUACAAAUCGUUAUGUUCCAUCACUGUGAUGGAUAUUGAAUCUAACGGAAUUGCAGGAGAAGAUGCUACGACUCUCCACCAACGUCUCGCAGAAAUCAUUAAAACUCACGGAGAUGGCACCCCCGCCACGUGGCAGCACAUCAGCAGCAGCAUCCUUACCCCUGAACUUCCCUUCUCCUUCCAUCAGAUGCUCUACUAUGGUUGCUACAAGAAUUUCGGUCCCGACCCACCCGCUUGGAUACCCGACCCGGAAAGUGCUGCUUUGACAAAUGUUUGGCAGUUGCUAGAGAGGAGGGGUGAAGAGUUUCUGGGUUCGGCAUAUAAAGAUCCCAUUACAAGCUUUGAUGAUUUCCACAACUUUUCAGUCUCAAACCCUGAGAUAUAUUGGAGAUCUGUGUUGGAUGAAAUGAACAUAUCAUUUUCCAAACCACCUGAAUGCAUCUUACGCGAUAGCCCCCCAGGGGAAGGCCCAUUAUCACAUCCAAGUGGUCAAUGGCUUCCUGGAGCAUCUAUUAAUCCAGCACAGAAUUGCAUAAAUGUAAAUGGAAAAAGAGGUUUGAAUGAUACAGUAAUAAUAUGGCGCGAAGAACAACAUGAUGAUCUCCCUAUACAAAGGAUGACACUCCAGGAACUGCGUGAAGAAGUUUGGAUAGUUGCAUAUGCUCUGAAAUCUCUGGAUCUGGAGAAAGGAUCUGCAAUUGCGAUUGAUAUGCCAAUGAAUGUCAAGUCUGUGAUUAUCUAUCUAGCUAUUGUUCUUGCGGGUUAUGUUGUUGUAUCGAUUGCUGAUAGUUUUGCUGCUAGUGAAAUAUCAAACAGGCUUAAAAUAUCAAAAGCAAAAGUCAUAUUUACACAGGUUUCACUCCAUGCAGCAUCCAGGACAGGAAAUGAGGCCAUUGUUCUUAGAGAUGGGGCUAAAUUCGAUAUGGGACAGGAGAUAGGACUGGGCAACAUUUGUGAUGGAGGCUAG